GCCAGCGCGCAGGAUCAUGGCGUGCCCGUGCCCGAGCCAGCGGCUCUCCUUCCGCUAGUAGCAGUAGUAGAUAAGAAGGAGAUGAGUAGCAGUGAGACGAGCGCGCAAGAUCAUGGCGUGCCCGUGCCCGUGGCCGAGCCUCAGCCUCCCGCAGCCGAGACCGAGGCCACGAGGAUGGCCGCCCUGGCGGCGCGCCGUGCUAGGCGCCGGCGGCGGGAGAUUUACCUGAUGAACGGCAUGGCGUCCUCGGGCGAUGGGGAGAACGCGUGGGCCAAGAGGGCUCGCCUGGCGCCCGGCGCCUCCGCGUCCGCGGGGUCGGCCAAGGUGGCGCCGGAGCCGCAGCAGGGGUCCGCGGCAGCCACGGCGGUGGCGGUGUGGCCGAAGAGCCUGUCGCACGGCGUGCAGUCCGUGAUCGGGCGGCGGCGGCGCAUGGAAGACAAGGUUGCCAUCGCGGCGCCGCUGCUGGGGGCGGCCGCGGCGGGGGAGGAGAAGGGCGGCGGCUGGGCGCCGGAGUUCUUCGCGGUGUACGACGGGCACGGCGCGGCGUGUGUGGCGGAGGCGUGCCAGGCGCGUCUGCACGUGGUGCUCGCGGAGGAGCUGGCGCGCCUGCACCUGGCGAACGGCGGCGGCGGUGACGCCGCCGCCGCGCGGUGGAGGGAGGCCAUGGUGGCCGCCUUCGCCCGCGUGGACGACGAGGUCGCCGCCGUCCAGAUAGCGACCAAGGACAGCACCAGCGCGGAACCGCACGGCUCCACGGCCGUGGCGGCGGUGGUGGAGCCCCGCCGCAUCGUGGUCGCCAACUGCGGCGACUGCCGCGCCGUGCUCUGCCGCGGCGGCAUCGCCGUGCCGCUCUCCACCGACCACAAGCCAGAGCGCCCGGAUGAGCUGGAAAGGAUAGAAGCAGCAGGUGGCCAGAUCAUCUACUGGCAUGGGCCCCGUGUCAUGGGGGUGCUUGCAAUGUCAAGGUCAAUUGGAGACUAUUUCAUGAAGCCAUUCAUGUCAGCUGAGCCGGAGGUGACGGUGACGGACCGCACGGACACCGACGAGUUCAUCAUCCUGGCGAGCGACGGGCUGUGGGAAGUCAUGUCCAACGAGUUCGCCUGCAAGGUGGCGAGGUACUGCCUGAGCGGGCGCGCGGCCGCCAAGUGCCCCGCGACGGUCGGCGGGAGCUCGGCCGGCGACGCCGCCGCGCUGCUGGUGGAGAUGGCGGCGGCGCGGGGCAGCGCUGACAACAUCAGCGUCGUGGUCGUCGAGCUCAGCCGCCUGGCGUGGAGGAAGAAGCAGGCUAGCGGCCAGCAGAACGGCAGGACGUAGCCUGAAGGCGUCCCCUCCGGCUCGUCGCGAUAUAUAUACAAGCAUGCAUGGCGACGGAGCGAGGGAGAAAAAAAAAGAAAGGAAAAUUCGCAGUAUGACGGGACGAAAGUGUGAACAAAAAAGAAGGGCUUUGAGAGCUGCUGCUCCUAUGCUGUGAUCUGAGAGUGUGUGUAGGAGCUAAAUACUCGUAGCUAGCCCGUGCCGUUGUAUUAUGCAUUGGUUCUUCGACAAACAUGCAUGUGGCAUUCCGGCUGAUGGAAAGCAUAAUUAUGCAUGAGAUGUUUUUUACUAAUUCUGAUCAUCUCGUUCAUGUCAGAUUACUAUCCUGCUGUUUUUGCUGAAGCAGAGAUGUUAGUUUUGGCUGUCAGACUUGCAGUUAGCAUCUUCGACGUACUCUUCGUCAGGCAGUGUCGAGAGUCAUAGCGCUAGGCCCUUUCCUUGAGAAAGUGCA
Panicum virgatum (switchgrass) is the source of this 1765-nucleotide messenger RNA. RefSeq names its product probable protein phosphatase 2C 8. The record is from RefSeq and is a predicted model, not a curated record. The transcript has 3 exons. Gene Ontology annotation, molecular function: cation binding; protein serine/threonine phosphatase activity. The coding region runs from base 82 to 1314 and encodes 410 amino acids. Gene Ontology annotation, biological process: protein dephosphorylation. Gene Ontology annotation, cellular component: nucleus; cytosol. Lineage: Eukaryota; Viridiplantae; Streptophyta; Magnoliopsida; Poales; Poaceae.